UAUCAAAACAAAAGAAACGAAAAUUAAGUUACGUUUAUUUACUCAAAUGUUUUGUAGAGAAGUAAAAAAUCUGGAAAGGCCUUCUAGCAGUAGCCGGAAUAUACAAAAUCAUCAUCAAGUGACACAUUCUAUGCCACCUGAAAAGAUUGAGAUAUUCAAAUCUUUAGAGAAAUGGGCAGAAAGUAAUAUUUUGACCCAUUUGAAGCCUGUUGAGAAAUGUUGGCAACCUCAAGAUUUUCUUCCUGAUCCAACUUCAGAUGGUUUCUAUGAAGAGCUUAAGGAGAUGAGAGCGAGGACGAAUGCGAUUCCUGAUGAUUAUUAUGCAGUUUUGGUAGGAGAUAUGAUCACAGAAGAAGCUCUUCCAACAUACCAAUCAAUGCUUAACAAUUUUGAUGGAGUCACAGAUGAAACGGGUGUGAAUUCGUCUUCAUGGGCAACUUGGACAAGAGCAUGGACUGCUGAAGAGAAUAGACAUGGUGAUCUUCUUAACAAGUACCUUUAUCUCUCUGGUCGUGUAGACAUGAAAGCCAUUGAGAGAACUAUCCAGUAUUUGAUUGGUUCUGGAAUGUAUGUUGGGCUUGAGAACAAUCCUUACAAUGGUUUCAUAUACACUACAUUUCAAGAAAGAGCAACCUUUAUCUCCCAUGCCAACACAGCAAAGCUAGCCAAAAAACAUGGUGAUCUCAAGUUAGCACAAAUUUGUGGUAUUAUUGCUUCUGAUGAGAAACGCCAUGAAAAUGCUUACGCCAAAAUAGUUGAGAAGCUCUUCGAAAUCGACCCUGAUGCAACCAUCCUUGCUUUCGCGGACAUGAUGAGGAAGAAGAUUACAAUGCCUGCCCAUUUCAUGUACGACGGCCGUGAUGACAAUUUGUUUGAUCAUUUUUCUGCUGUUGCUCAAAGGCUUGGAAUUUACACUAUCGCCGAUUACAUCGACGUUAUGGAGUAUUUGGUGCGCCGUUGGAAGGUUGAGAAGCUUACUGGCUUGUCGCCGGAGGGGCAAAAGGCUCAGGAUUAUGUGUGCGCUUUACCCCUAAGAUUUAGAAGAUUGGAGGAAAGGAAUCAAAAGAGGUCCAAACAAGCAACUUCUGUUUCUCUUAGUUGGAUCUUUGAUAGACAAGUCAUGCUUUAAGUUCUUAUCGCUGUUUGGUAGAAGAUAAUGAAUAUUGAA
This is a messenger RNA of Beta vulgaris subsp. vulgaris (sugar beet), 1168 nucleotides long. Its product is annotated as stearoyl-[acyl-carrier-protein] 9-desaturase, chloroplastic. The record is from RefSeq and is a predicted model, not a curated record. Lineage: Eukaryota; Viridiplantae; Streptophyta; Magnoliopsida; Caryophyllales; Amaranthaceae. Gene Ontology annotation, biological process: fatty acid biosynthetic process. Gene Ontology annotation, cellular component: chloroplast stroma. The transcript is spliced from 2 exons. Gene Ontology annotation, molecular function: stearoyl-[ACP] desaturase activity. The coding region runs from base 47 to 1129 and encodes 360 amino acids.